Messenger RNA from Phyllostomus discolor (pale spear-nosed bat), 503 nucleotides. Its product is annotated as ATP-binding cassette sub-family A member 3-like. The record is from RefSeq and is a predicted model, not a curated record. NCBI's taxonomy places the organism in Eukaryota, Metazoa, Chordata, Mammalia, Chiroptera, Phyllostomidae. Gene Ontology annotation, molecular function: lipid carrier activity; ABC-type transporter activity. Gene Ontology annotation, cellular component: intracellular membrane-bounded organelle; membrane. Gene Ontology annotation, biological process: lipid transport; transmembrane transport. Bases 43 to 363 code for a protein of 106 amino acids. The transcript is spliced from 2 exons.
AUACCCCAGCCCCAUGUCAGGCCUGCACCCUCUCUCCCCAGCAUGGAGGAAUGUGAGGCCUUGUGCACGCGGCUGGCCAUCAUGGUGCAGGGUCAGUUCAAGUGCCUGGGCAGCCCACAGCACCUCAAGAGCAAGUUUGGCAGCAGCUACUCCCUGCCGGCCAAGGUCAGAAGUGACGGGCAGCAGGAGGCACUGCAGGAAUUCAAGGCAUUUGUGGACCUGACCUUCCCAGGCAGCAUCCUGGAAGAUGAACACCAAGGGAUGGUCCAUUACCACCUGCCUGGUGAUGACCUCAAUUGGGCAAAGGUGAGCACAUCCCUGGGCAUGGGAGGGAGCACAGCUCUGAUGUCGCCUGCUUUCUAGUGUUUUCUCUUUGGGGUAGAAGUUACGACCAGUGCUGCAGCAGUUCCUCUCUGAUGUCUCCCUGUCAACAUUCACACGGAUUUCAUAGAAUAUAAGAUGUUUGAGCUGGAAGAGACUCUGGAGAUCAGCUUGUCCUCAUU